Nannospalax galili (Upper Galilee mountains blind mole rat) is the source of this 1476-nucleotide messenger RNA. It is a transcript of the gene Cd2, whose product is annotated as CD2 molecule. Gene Ontology annotation, cellular component: membrane. The record is from RefSeq and is a predicted model, not a curated record. The transcript is spliced from 5 exons. Gene Ontology annotation, biological process: cell-cell adhesion; positive regulation of type II interferon production. The coding region runs from base 28 to 1059 and encodes 343 amino acids. NCBI's taxonomy places the organism in Eukaryota, Metazoa, Chordata, Mammalia, Rodentia, Spalacidae. Gene Ontology annotation, molecular function: signaling receptor binding.
GUUACCACGAAGAAACAAAUCCCAAAGAUGAGAUGUAAAAUUUUAUCUGGCUUCCUUCUGAUUUUCAGCCUGUCCACAACAGGGGAAGCCUCUGAAGACAGUAGGAUCAUCUGGGGUGCCUUGGAUCAUAACAUCAACCUGGACAUCCCUGACUUUCAACUGACUGAUGUUAUUGAUGAAAUACGAUGGGAAAAAGGAAAAAGCAUGAUUGCGAAUUUCAAAAAAGAAACAUCAACUUCUUCUCACAACACAACCUAUGAGGUAUUAAGGAACGGAACCCUGAGAAUUAAACAGCUGAGGAGAGACGAUAACGAUACUUACGAUGUAAUCGUCUACGAUACCAAUGGAACAAGUAUGCUGCACAAAUCAUUUGAGCUGAGGAUUCUAGAGAAGGUUUCAGAGCCAAAGAUCUCCUGGGAGUGCAGCAAUACAACUCUGACCUGUGAGGUCAUGAAAGGAACUGACUUUGAACUAAAGCUGUGUCAAGAGAAAUGUCUCAACAGAAGCCAUCAGCGCAUCAUCAGUCACAAAUGGAAAAACCUGGAUGCUCCAUUCAGGUGCACAGCUAGCAACAGGGUCAGCGAGAAAUCCAUCACAGUGGAUGUCAGCUGUUCAGUGAAAGGUCUGCACUUCUAUUUCAUCCUGGGUACCUGUGUAGGUGGCCUCCUCUUGGUGGUCUUUGCGGUACUGCUUAUAUUCUACGUCUAUAAGAAGAAAAAACAGAAUAGUAGGAGAAAAGAUGAAGAGCUGGAGAUAAAAGCUCCCCCAAGAGUGAGCAGCAGGGAAAGGGGCCCCCCGAAGCCACACCCAAUCCCAGCCGCAGCGCCUCAGAAUCCAGCAGCUUCCCAAGUUCCUCCCCCACCCAGCCAUCGUCCCCAGGCACCAGACCAUCGUCCUUUGCCUCCCAGCCACCGCGUCCAGCACCAUCAUAAGAAGAGGACUUCUCCAUCAGGCACACAAGUUCACCAACAGAAAGGCCCUCCCCUGCCUAGACCGCGAGUUCAAGCAAAACCUCCCUGUGAGGCCUCAGAAGAUGCUUUGUCGCCAUCCCCUAAUUAAAAAGGUAGAAACUGUCCUUUCCAAAAAAAAAAAAAAAAAAAAAAAAAAAUCAUGUGGGCUUCUCUUCUUGGGGUGCACAGGCCCACUCUUCCAUAGAGUGUUUUCUACAAGUAAGACCCAACUGUCCCCCAAGGCAUGUAGGGCACAAUCAAGGUGGCAUCUCUCACCCAGCCACCCAGCCAUGUAGUCUGACAACUGGAAUCUUUGGCAGCUUUGUAAAUCUCUGUUACGUCAGAACAGAAACAAUAAGAAUAUGGUUGCAAGGAUGAUGGGUCAAUGGGCACUAAAAUCUUAAUCUUUCUCUCAGAUCCCCUGCCUACAUGAUGCACCACAUGACCACUGGGCCUGUGUCUUACAGGUAACCCACUGGAGCAGAGGUUCUUGGGCUUCCCAGGUAUCCUUGUGGACACAGGCCCA